AUCGGGUUUGGUAUGUAAAAAAGCAUACAUCGCAACUUCGUAACAAACAAAUUCUCUGAAAUGAACUUUCGUUUUGAUUAUAAUGGCAACAUCAGAUAUACAGGAACAGGACUUCAAUGAUGAGGUAUCAUUAUGCUCUAUAUGUCUUGAACAAUAUAAAUCACCAGUGAGUUUACAUUGUUCACACUCCUUCUGUCGAACUUGUCUCUCAACACACAUCAAAUCGUCAUGUGAGAACUGCGACCACCCCCUUGGAUUUCCGUGUCCUCUGUGCCGCGUGUUUAUUCCGGCGCCAGGGGAAAUAAAUCAGUAUUCUGUAAACGAAUGGGCAACGAAAUUUCCAGAAAACAAGUUCCUUACAUCUGUAACAGGCGUUCGUAUUAUUUUGUGCAAACCAUGCCGAGGAGACGGAGAAGAGGUAACUGCACAAAGCUGGUGCAAGGAUUGUUCCGAGGCGCUUUGUGAAGAGUGUACGAAAUAUCACAAAAAAUACCGACCCUGUCGCAAGCAUGUGGUACUCUCUCUCGCCGAAUGGUCAGAUAUUUCCAGAAUUCCAGUAACGUUAGAAAUAUGUGAGACUCACGAUGGUCGUAAAUUUGAACUAUUUUGUAGAAAACAUUUUAUCCCAUGCUGCUCGGUUUGUGUAACCAAAGAUCAUAACAGUUGUACAAAUUUCUGUGAACUAGAAGAAGUUGGUAAACAUUUCACAGAAUCUGAAAAAGUAAAGGUUUUGCAGAGCGGAAUGGAAAAAUUCUGUUUGAAAGUAGAAAACAUUAUUGAAAAAGAAAAAGCAAACAUAAACCAUAUUGACGACAUAGCUGACACAUUUACAAAAGAAUUAUCAGAUGUUACAACUAAUAUAAUUCAGGCUGUGAAAAAACUGGAGGAAGAACAUUUAAAUGAACUCUCUAAAUUAUCAAAGGAAAGCAAAUCUAAGCUUCAAAAGUCUGUGGAUUCUUUCGAGGAAAGGCUUCUCUAUCUGAAAUAUUGGAGAGAACUGUUGUCAAAGAAUCUUUCGAAUGAGACAGCAUCAGAAACCAAAAGGGUCUUAUCUUAUUUAAAACUGAAGAACAUUCAUGAAAAUCUCCAAAAACUGAAAUAUACAAAGUUAGACAUUUGUAUUAAAACAGAAGUAUUAGAUGAUGUGAAAAAACUGAUUGAAUUACCUUGUCUUGCUGAUGUAUCUGCAGAGGAAAAUUUAGAUCAAGUUGAUUUAAAUGUAGAGAAUAUUGAUUACAUACAUGCUAACGUGAUCAAAGUAUCUGAAUUUCCAAUACAAGGUGCUGAUAUAAGAGGUGGUAUUUUUUUGAGUAGUGGUAACCUGUUCUUAGCUGACUUAAGUGGGAAGAGAUGUAUUCUUUGUGACACAAAUGGAGUUAUUUUACAAGAAGUGAAAUUACAAGAAGUACCGUGGGACGUGUUUACAGAGGGUCAGGAGAUUCUCGUGACGAGUCCUAAUAAUAAAACGAUUUUAAAGAUAGACUCUACUUUGCUUGAAAUCAUAUACUUCGUUCCUGGUGGUUGUAGUUGUUAUAGCAUAGCUACAUCUGGAAACACAACUGUAAUUGGUACUAGUAAUUCUGUGGAAAUCUUUGAUGAAGGCUUUGAUGUUACGAAACGAAGAACACUGUUAACUGGCCUUAGCAGUAUUUAUGGCGUAGUAAUAGACAAUGAAAACAAUGUAAUCUGUAGUAGUUUUGAUCAACACGUUGUCAAAAAACUAAGCGUACGGGGAAAUGUUUUGUUCACCUAUAAUCACGAAAAGCUACAGCGUCCAUACGGAGUAACCACAGACAGUGGAGGAAAUAUAUUCAUAAACGGUUUCAUCAGUAACAAUAUCCACAUUUUGUCAAGGGGUGGCAAACUCCUACGUAUCGUGGAAGGAAUAACGAAUCCAACGUGCAUAAAAUUCCAGAAUGCCACAAACAGAUUUUUUGUUGGCAAUUAUAAAGGAAGUGUUACAGUCUUCGAAUUCAAUGAAAGCUAAAUUUUAAUUUGUCCCAAUCAAUUGCUGAUUAUGUUUGUAUGUAUCUCCGAACGAUCUUCAAAAGUCAAUGUUUGAAGUCUCUAGUUUUCUCUAUCUGUAGGGUAUUCUACAAGAAUAUUUAGGAAUUGACUUGUGUAUUGGAAUUAAAUAACGAGGUGAUGACUUUAAAUGAUUGUAGCUACUAAGUAUUCAGUGUUUCACAAGUACUUAUAUUAAAUGUAUAAACUUCAUAAUUUUUGUUUUAUUGUUUGUAU
Messenger RNA from Magallana angulata, 2241 nucleotides. RefSeq names its product tripartite motif-containing protein 2-like. Gene Ontology annotation, molecular function: zinc ion binding. The transcript has a single exon. NCBI's taxonomy places the organism in Eukaryota, Metazoa, Mollusca, Bivalvia, Ostreida, Ostreidae. The coding region runs from base 83 to 1987 and encodes 634 amino acids. The record is from RefSeq and is a predicted model, not a curated record.